Rotaria socialis is the source of this 3753-nucleotide messenger RNA. Lineage: Eukaryota; Metazoa; Rotifera; Eurotatoria; Philodinida; Philodinidae. The record is from the annotation of a GenBank genome assembly.
AUGAACAGAAUAACAGACUUGGUUUUGCCUUUAUUACCUUUGCAUAAACUUCAAUUGAACUCACCUAAACUUCGUGUGCCUCCGAAAAUGCAGACCGACGAUGCACAGUCGACACGAGAAACUGAUUCACAUCUGUUCACUUUUGCUUUAGAUUCUGUGAUGUAUGGAACAUUGAUUGGAAUGGCAGCGAUGAGAAAUCUUGUUGAUGAAAGAUGCGAAAAUGCAACAGCAUCUACAUCGACAUAUGGAUACAUUGUUCAUCAACAGUUCAAUACACUGCCAGAAGCAUAUUUCUUAUCAAUCGAUACUAAACAAAAAAAAUUUUAUAUCGAUGUCAAACUUAUAGAAAAGACAGAAAAAUGGCCUAAGCUUACAGGAAAUUUUCGAUUUGAGUGGAGUUUUCGAGACUUGAAAGGAAACAAAUUUGUCCCAGUACUGAUACAUGGGCUGUCAUCGUCUAAUUUGAUUUCAUCCAACAACUCAAUUGAUUCAUCAGUUUAUAUUCUUUGUGAAAUUCGUCGUGCACCAUUUAUUAGUUAUGUUCAGAGAGCAAGAGCUGACAGUUCACAUAAUGAGAUUCGUCUUCCUGGUUCAACCUUACUCGGCCGUGCUAAUGCUUGGCUUUUGAGAAUUGGUUCAGAUCCAAAAAUAUAUCAGACAUUUGCCAAUUUACUUGAUCGGCAUCGCCUGUCUGCCAAACAUUGCCAAGCAAGUAACAUGGUACCCCUAUUGACAUCGGUUCUUCAACAUUCUCAACAGUUCAUUCAUAUUAACUUAUUAUUAAUGAAAGAAUGGCAGGAAAAAAAUAGAUUGGCCAUUGCGCGAUUUUCUUCUCAACGUUGGCCUUAUUUCCCGUUUCAAACUAAGUUUGAAAUUAUGAAACUGAUCUCUAAACAUAUAAUUACGGUCAACGAUCUUAUCUUGGACGAACGAUUGGAAUUCAUACUCCGCAAAAUGUCUUCAAAUACUCUGGCUGCCUGUGUCGAUAAAAUCAUCGAAUUUGCUCCUCAUUGGCAACCUACCAGCGAAAAAUCGAACGAUGAAGAUUGGAAUGAUGAAGAAGAAGAAGGCGGGAAAAAUGAAGAAUCAACAAUAAGAACAUAUCAUGUUUUUCCACCAAUAUUUUCAGCUGAUGGCAAGCCUUUGAAUACUGCCGCCUCAACUUCUAUAGCCAUAGAUUUAUCUCGUAUUAAAUUACAAGAUCUGUAUCAUUCAAAUAAUGAUCGUAUCGGUUCUUUGAGUCGGCUAUUGUGUCUUGGGUUAAUUCAACUUCGUCGAAAACAUCAACUGGAUCAGACAGUAUCUGGAAUAUAUGUGACGAAACGAGAGAUGCGAGCAUUCAAAUCAAUUGAAACGUUUUCUAUUCGUAAAGUUUAUAUUACUCCAUCGACAAUAAAUUAUGAAGGACCACAUUUUGAGGAAGCUUGUGCUGUAAUUCGUCACUUCUCUGAACUUCAAGAUUGCUUUCUACGUGUUAGCUUUUUGGAUGAAGAUUAUCGCAUGCUCAAAAACUUAAAUAACUCGAUGAAUAUCGUAUAUAAGCAUAUUGAAAAACUGAUGAUCGAUGGUUUGAAUGUUUGUGGUCGACAAUAUAAAUUUCUCGCCUUUUCUUCAUCUCAACUUCGUGAACAUUCAUGCUGGAUGUUUCACCAACAACAUAUAUCCAAUAUCUCUUGUGAUGCAAUUCGAGAAUGGAUGGGUGAUUUUCAGAAUAUACAUCCAGUCGCAAAGAUGGCUGCAAGGCUUGGUCAAUCAUUUUCAACGACCAUUAAAGGAAAAGAAUUAUCAAGAGAAUCAUACAUCGAAAUCGAUGAUGUGACAUCAUCGAUAGAUAGUAAGGCAAUAUAUACAGAUGGAAUAGGGAUCAUUGCUUCUUGGUUUGCCGAUGAACUUUCGAAGCAGAUGAAUCUUGACUCAACGCCAUCAGCAUUUCAAAUCCGAUUCGCUGGAUAUAAAGGAAUGGUUUGUGUCAGUUUAGAAGACAAAAUCUGCAAUGAUUCCAAAAUUCGAGUGGCUUUUCGUCCCUCGAUGAAAAAGUUCGAUUCAGAUAAUUGUUCAAUUGAUAUCGUUCACCCAUCCGACUUCUCGUCGAGUUAUCUUAAUCGUCAAAUUAUUCUUUUAUUAUCUUCUCGCCGUAUAUCCGAUUCUGUUUUCCAUCAUUUUCAAGAUGAAAUGCUUGCAAAACUAAGAUUCAUCAACACAAAUGUCGAUCAUGCCAUCGAAGCAUUAUGGAAAUUCAAUGGGAACACCGGUGGCAACGGAACUCAUAAAAUGAUGAUCGAGUAUUUGUCACGAUUUCAAUUGAAUACAGAACCUUUUAUUCCGCAACUCCUUUUUCGUUUUCAAGCAUUUCAACUGAAACAAUUACGAACAAAAGCAAGAAUUUUGAUCGAAAAAGGUUGUGUUUUAUUCGGUGUGGCUGAUGAAACUCGAACAUUAAAAUACGGACAAGUAUUUAUUCAAAUUCACCGUAGUGAUAUCAAUGAAACAAAGAUCAUUCAAGGUCCAGUUAUUGUAACAAGAAAUCCCUGUUUAUAUCCAGGCGAUAUACGUCGUUACGAAGCUGUCGAUAAUCUUCAGCUUCACAAACUGAAAAAUGUCAUUGUAUUUCCGAUGGAUGGUCCUAGAUCAAUGGCAGCAGAACUAGCCGGUGGUGAUUUAGAUGGUGAUACAUUUUGGAUCAGUUGGGAUUCGCAUCUAAUAUUUGCUGACAAUUAUAAAGCCUUUUGCUACAGUGAUCAGGCACGGCAAGCAAACGAGUCUGCUGCGAAUACGUCCAAACAGUCCUAUACUAUGGCUGAUAUUUGUCGUUUCUUUGUCGAAUAUAUGAAAGCAGAUAAUCUGGGGAUUAUUGCUAAUUGGCAUUUAGCACGAGCUGAUCGAAAUGGAGUUGAAAAUGAAAAUUGUAUGAAAUUAGCUGAGAUGCACAGUAUUGCUGUGGAUUUUGUUAAAACUGGUAAUCGUCCACCCACUUUAACUAAAGAUCUUCAGCCAAAGACCUAUCCUCAUUUCAUGGAAAAGAAAGACAAACCAGAUCAUUCGUCAACUUCGAUCCUCGGUCAAUUGUACGAUGAAGUGAAAAAGUUCAAAAUCGAUUCUAAUCAAAACAAAGAUCUCAAUAAGAAGCCAUUCCCUUAUCGAACAUUAAUCAUUGACGGUUACUUGUCUUACAUUACUGAUGCUCGAAUAUUGAAAGAAGAAUACGACCGAGAAUUGAGACGAAUCAUGAGACAUUACGGUUUACAUCGCGAAAGUGAAAUUAUAUCAGGUUACAUAAUAAAAUUUAUGAGUAAACAAUACGCAAAACGAGCGAAAAUCUUUGAAUUACGUAAUGAAAUUACGAAUGCGAUUCGAUCUCUACGCAACAAAUAUAUUCAAAUAUUCUGGCAAGAGUUUUAUCAAUUAUCGAUGGAGGAUGAGAAUGUCGAACCCGAUUUUUGGAAAAAAGUUUCCCAACAAUUGUCAUGGCACAAUCAAUUGGUUGUUGCUGAUUACUAUGAGAAACAUUCGAUCUAUGUUGAACAAAAAGCAUCGGCCUGGUUUUAUGUAACAUAUAAAGAAGAACUGAAUAAUCACGGAGAUAUGACAAAUCAACAAGGUCGACUGUACAGUUUUGCUUGGCUUGUCUACCCAGUACUUCUACACAUAUACGAUUGUCAUCGCAAUGAUGAUAAAACUAGUUUUGAAAUCCGUCAUAAAAAACGAAACAACAAUAGAAGAAGACGACGACGAAAGUAUCGACGAAAAAACUAG